Molecule: messenger RNA, 513 nt
Organism: Iphiclides podalirius (scarce swallowtail)
Lineage: Eukaryota; Metazoa; Arthropoda; Insecta; Lepidoptera; Papilionidae
Source: the annotation of a GenBank genome assembly
AUGAAGAAAAGCGAUUGUAAGCGCGCGUACUGGAUGUCGCAGCUGACGUGUGACAAUCCCGAGCCGGCGCUGGUGGGUGUAUCUUGUGGUUUCUCCCGUUGCGACUGCCCCGACCCAAUGGAAGCAUCGAGUAUAGGCAGCACCUCUCUUUUAGUAGCAAUUUGCUCGGUUGUUGGAUUCUUUACCUUCGUUACUCCAUUGUUACUGCAUUUGGUAACUAAAAAAUAUGUGACAGACAUACAUUAUGAUCCUGAAACUUCAACUUACAAGGCAGUUACUUAUAACUUUUUUCUAGUUCCUAAAAAGUUGGAGUUUAAACCAAAUGAUGUAGUUGUUCCUGAUAUUCCUGGAAUGUUCACAACAAUGAAAGCCAAGGGCACUCCAUUGUUUAUAGAAGCUAGGCAUUUUAAUGAUCCAUUGCAUUAUGCGAAAAUUAUGGGCUAUGACAAACCAAUGGACUUUAAACUUGGCAAUGUUGAAGAUUCUGAAAGCAAUGCAAAGAAGGUGCUUUGG